Molecule: messenger RNA, 3879 nt
Organism: Malania oleifera
Lineage: Eukaryota; Viridiplantae; Streptophyta; Magnoliopsida; Santalales; Ximeniaceae
Product: serine/threonine-protein kinase-like protein ACR4
Exons: 1
Coding region: 664-3441 (925 amino acids)
Biological process (GO): protein phosphorylation
Molecular function (GO): protein kinase activity; protein binding; ATP binding
Source: RefSeq, a predicted model, not a curated record
GGAUGCAGCAGCAGCACUCUGCAUCCUCAGUCCCAUCUUCACCUUGCCCUGUUUUCUUACCAAGCACCUGCAUUUAGAUAGAAUCACAGACGAGAAGAGACCGGCUUUUUCUGUAAAUAGGCAUUGUGGAUAAACCGGAAAGAAACUAAUUCUAUGGCUCCUUGUGUGAUCUAGAUUGCGUUUGUUGAUCCGUUGUUGCAAAUCUCUCUCGAAGCCAUUUGGGUAAGUGACCCUUUUGUCGUCCAAGCUGAUGCUGCUGGAGAAAGGCAAAGGGAGAUGUGGGGUUUUGGCUUAGAAGCUUUCUUGGUUGAUUUGCAGAUACUCCUGCUCAAUCCGGUGAUGGGUUUUGGUAAGUUUUUCUGAUUGGCAGUAACUGACCCCCGAGGUUGUGCUUUUGCAUAGUUUUCGCGUUAUUGUUUUAUGUUCUUGAACUAUGGGAAAAGAGGGUAAGGACUUUCAAUGCUUAUGUUGAAAACACAAGCUUAGUAUUCUCUGCGAGAGCUCUCUUGUUGAAGAAUCAGUAUUGUUUCUGAUAUUUUCUCAUGGGUUGUCAAGGACAAGUAGUUAAUUCAGUCAAAUGCAGUAGCCAGAUUAUUUUUCAAGCUGUUCGGUGUUAGUGAGGAUUCUGGUUAUUUUAUUGAAAAGCUGUUUUGGGGUUAAGGAAUGGAAGUUAGCAGCUGUUUAAUGAGAGAUUUUCUCAUCUGGGUCUUGAAGAUCAACGCAAGGAAAGCUGGAUUUCUAAGAAAAACCUUUAUGUUAUUGUUCAUUUCAGAUUUCUGGUGGUUAGUUUCAGGUCUAGGCUCCAUGUCUUCCAUUGCCAUAUCUUAUGGUGAGUUUGGUGCUGUUUUCUGUGGCCUAAAGUCUGAUAAGUCUCACCAAGUGACUUGUUAUGGAUCAAACUCAGCCAUAAUCUAUGCAACUCCUGCUCAUUUCCCAUUUGUGGGUUUAACUGCUGGUGAUGGUUUUGUUUGUGGGCUUUUAAUGCAAACUGAGCAACCCUACUGUUGGGGAAAUAGUGGUUUCGUUCAAAUGGGCGUGCCCCAGCCAAUGAACAAAGGGUCUGAGUAUGUAGAAAUCAGCGCAGGUGAUCAUCAUUUGUGUGGGUUAAGAAAACCUUCGAGUGGUAGGCUUGGAAACAUUUCUCAUGUUGAUUGUUGGGGUUACAAUAUGACAACGAGUUAUGCAUUUGAUGGGCACCUCCAGUCAAUCUCUGCUGGUUCAGAGUUUAAUUGCGGAUUGUUUUCACUGAAUAGAACCGUUUUCUGCUGGGGUGAUGAGACUAGUAGCCAGGUAAUUAGCUUAAUACCCCAGGAUAUGAGGUUUCAUAAGAUUGCAGCUGGUGGGUAUCAUGUUUGUGGGAUCUUAGAGGGGGUGAAUUCCAGUGUGUUUUGUUGGGGAAGGAGCUUGGACUUCGAAGACGAAAUCUCCGUUCCAUAUCCAAGUCGAGGAAGUGUCGAUUUGCCUCCAACUUAUCCGAUGAUGUCAAUUGUGGGAGGAAAGUUCCAUGCUUGUGGGAUCAAGAGCAAUGACCGUGGAGUGAUUUGUUGGGGCUUCCGUGUCAAGAGAAGUACAUCAGUUCCUGAUGGCAUGAAGGUUUAUGAGAUUGCAGCUGGAGAUUACUUCACCUGUGGAAUUCCUGCAGAGAAAUCUCUGCAACCCAUUUGUUGGGGUCUUGGUUUUCCCUCCUCUCUCCCUCUAGCUGUGUCUCCCGGAGUCUGCAGGCCGAGUCCUUGUCCACCUGGUUACUACAAAUUUAACCAUGAAAAUUCGACUUGUAUGUCUCCUAAUUCUCAUGUUUGCGUGCCUUGCAGCAGUGGUUGCUCUGCUGAAAUGUACCAGAAAUUUGCAUGCACCGCAAAAUUUGAUCGACAGUGUGAAUUCAACUGUUCAAUUUGUUUCUCAGAGGAAUGCAUCUCAAAUUGUUCUUUUUCUAAUAAUGCCUCUACUGACAAGAAGAAUGGAAAGUAUUGGUCACUCCAAUUGCCAGUGAUUAUUGCAGAGAUUGCUUUUGCUGUGUGUAUGGUGACUGUUGUGUCUUUGACUGCAAUUUUAUAUAUUCGCUACAAGUUAAGAAACUGUCAAUGUUCAGAAAAAGAUUUGAAAUGCAAGAAAAUUAAUGGGAGUGGUUCUUCUUCACAAAAGGAUAAUGGUAAAAUCCGACCCGACUUGGAUGAGCUUAAAAUAAGAAGGGCUCAGAUGUUCACUUAUGAUGAACUUGAGAGAGCAACUGGUGGCUUCAAAGAAGAAUCGCAAGUGGGAAAGGGUAGUUUCUCCUGUGUCUUCAAGGGGGUUUUGAAUGAUGGGAAUGUAGUUGCAGUUAAAAGGGCCAUUAUGUCCUCGGAUAUGAAAAAAAAUUCAAAGGAGUUCCAUACAGAACUAGAUUUACUAUCGAGAUUAAAUCAUGCUCACUUGCUCAAUUUGCUUGGCUAUUGUGAAGAAGGCGGUGAGAGGCUUCUGGUUUAUGAGUUCAUGGCUCAUGGUUCCUUGCAUCAGCAUCUUCAUGGGAACAAAGCCCUUAAAGAACAGUUAGAUUGGGUCCGAAGAGUCACUAUUGCUGUCCAAGCAGCUCGGGGAAUCGAAUACUUGCAUGGAUAUGCUUGCCCUCCUGUGAUUCACAGAGACAUCAAGUCCUCAAAUAUUCUCAUUGAUGAAGAGCACAAUGCCCGUGUAGCCGAUUUUGGUCUCUCAUUGUUGGGACCUGCUGACAGCGGCUCUCCUUUGGCUGAACUCCCUGCUGGGACGCUUGGGUAUCUUGAUCCAGAAUACUAUAGACUGCACUACCUCACUACCAAGUCCGAUGUCUACAGCUUUGGUGUUUUGCUUCUGGAAAUUCUCAGCGGUCGCAAAGCCAUUGAUAUGCAAUUUGAAGAAGGGAAUAUAGUUGAAUGGGCAGUUCCACUCAUCAAGUCUGGAAAUAUAUCAGCAGUUUUGGAUCCAGUUUUGAAAGCCCCAUCUGAUCUUGAAGCUCUGAAAAGAAUUGCAAAUGUGGCUUGUAAGUGCGUGAGAAUGAGAGGGAAGGAGAGGCCAUCGAUGGAUAAAGUGACAACAGCUUUGGAGCGCACACUCGUGCUAUUGAUGGGCAGCCCAUGCAAUGAGCAGCCAAUCCUACCAACCGAGGUGGUUUUGGGAAGCAGUAGAUUGCACAAGAAAUCCUCCCAGAAAUCCUCUCAGAGAUCUUCAAACCAGUCGGUCUCUGAAACAGACGUGGCGGAAGGUGAGGAUCAAAGGUUCGAGUUCAGAGCUCCUUCUUGGAUAACUUUUCCAAGUGUUGCUUCCUCUCAGAGGAGGAAGUCCUCAGUUUCAGAAGCAGAUGUUGAUGGGAGGAACCCUGAAGUGAAAAAUCCCGGUCCGGGCAGUUGCGUUGACGGGUUGAGGAGAUUGGAAGAGGAAAUUGGGCCUGCAUCACCUCAGGAAAACUUGUUCUUGCAGCACAACUUCUAAGAACCUUGAAAGACUGCAGAGGGGUUUAAAUUGCUAAGGGAAUGUUUGGGAUGACUUAUGAAAAUGACUCGCAACUCAAACGACCAACUUUUUUCUUAGCAACCCAGAUGAGAAAAAGUUAUUUGCUUGAGUUAAAAGUCCCAUAAAUUGCUUUUGUAAGUCAUCACAAACACCCCCUUUUAUGUGGGCAGGUUGGGUUUUGGUUCAAAUUCUGCAGGAAAGUGGAUUCUCGGCAUAAUCUCAUUAGUCUGAAUAGUUGCAAUAUUCUUUUGUGUGUAACAUUGGUUGUAACUUUUGAGUUGCAGUUUGUGUUCAAGUCUGAUUUGAAAAAAAAAAAGAAGGGAAAUUGGCUAUGUGUUGUAUGUUACUGAUUUUCUGUCUGACUGCCAUUGUGUAACAAAUGUCAAUCUCUGAUAAAUGGAGGACAAAAUUUUCUUC